UCACAUAAUGAGACAUUGUCUGUGUGCUUAUUUGUUCUGUCAUUACGCAUAAGCGUGAUUUUAAUGUGUCUUGUGCGCAGCUGUGGGCGCUGGUCUUACAUGUAACAUGUUAGUGUUCCCCUGCAGGCAGGACACGGUGUUCCCUGUGUUCACUUACUCAUGUAUUUUAACAGCAACGGCAACUCUACACUAUUUUCUGCUGGUUCACGUACAUGCAGUGGUGGACUGUGACUACAAUACAUUUACUCAAGUACUGCACGGGCUUCUCAUGGCAAAUUCUGGAUCCACUACAGUCGACAAUGCUCAGGGUCACCACUGCCUCCUUGUGCACCUACUGCCGGAGGACAAGGCUCCUCCUGCCUCCCUUUGCCCCUGCCUCCACAGUGAGUUCACCCACAAAAAGACCGGAGAACCAGCAAACUGUUGACUCCCUCUACAAACUGUCUGUGGACAUCCGAAAGGUACGCAAGUUCAAGGGCUGGGUUCUGUGUGAGAGCUCUGCGUAUGUGUCCGAAACCGCCGACCUGCUGAGGGACAUGGGUGCGGACACACCAGUGAUCGCUCGCAUCCUGGAGACUCACCCUGAAGCUGUCCUGUGUCGGCCGGAGGACGUGACCGCCCAGCGAGACCUUUGGGUGUCCGUGUGCCCCAACGAACACGAACUGAUGAGUAUCAUUGAGAAGUUCCCUGCUUCUUUCUUCACAUUAACGCAACACGACAACCAACGGGCCAACAUCCUUUACCUCCAGAGUCUGCGCCUCAGCAAGAGGAUCAUCGGCAAACUGAUGGCCUGCGCCCCACAGAGCUUCAGUCGACCCGUGAAGCUGAACCAAGAGGUCAUCCAGACUCUGAGGGAGACCUACCUGGACUUGGGCGGCGAUGAGGGCAACCUACGCCUCUGGCUGCAGAAGCUCCUCAGCCAGAACCCGUACAUCCUACUGCGGCCAGCUGAAGCCUGGAGGGACAGUCUGGGCUUCCUGAGGGAGCAGGGCUUCACCACAGAGGAGCUCCUCAGCCUGGUCUCGAGGCUCAGAGCCUCCAUCUCAGAGCUGCAGCCGAAGGCCAUGCAGCAGGCGCUGGCCUACAUUGAGGGGGCUUUGGACUGCUCCAAGGACGAACUCAAGCAAGUAGUUCUCCUUUGCCCGGCCAUUUUGUACUACUCACUACCCAUCCUGGCAGGGCGAUUCCAAGGACUGAUGGAUGUUGGAGUGAGCAUGGAGCAGGUGAAGGAAUCUCCAAAUGUCCUCGAGCUCACCACGCAAAUCGUGCUUUAUCGCAUCCAGAAGCUUGCCUCCUAUGGGUAUCAUGUGCAGUCUGGCAGCCUGGAUGUUAUUGUGGGAACUAAGAAAGACUUUGAGAUGAGUUAUGGCAAGCUGCAGCUCAGGCAGCAGCGGCCGCUCUUUAACCCCGUGGCUCCUCUCAGAUCUGCUGAGGACUGAAUGUCAGAGACGGGGCUCACAAUUUCACCUUAGCGCAAGAUGCAUGAAGAAGGAAGGCAGUCUGAAACACUAGACCUCCAGCAAUGCUGUGCCUGUAGAAUUUAGAACAACUUCAUUAUUAAACUGAUGUUUCAGUGUGAGGCCUUCGUCAGGGUCCUUGUGAAUAUGACGGUGUGAUUGUUUUGAAAUCUUGCUCAGUUUUUUGAAAUAAUGUUAUGUAUUUUAUAAUAGGUUGAGGGAUGUACUGACAAACACUGAAACAGUGAGACAUGGAAAUAUGUGCCAAAUGUUGCCUGUCACUCUUGUAAACCAAGAUUUAGUACUGUUAAGUAACAAGCUCGUGUUACCCGAACGAGCAAUAAAUACCAUGUCUAACUUUGUAUUUUUGGGUUUCUAAAUUUGAAGAAGCGUCAAAAGCUUCUUUUCUUCUCAGUGGCUCCAGCACAAAAGUCACGUGAGAACAAACUGUCAUUUAGGUUUCAUUUAAAUGUGUUUCACCGCUCACGCUUAUUUCACUGGACGUCACCCCCAAAGUCCAAAAUCCAUUAUAAUUUGACAGUUUUCAACAUUUAAGCUUCAAAGAACAGACUGAGCCAUUGGUAUAUUUAACCCAGUUUUAAUUAAACAAGCACAUCAAGAAGAAACACGAAGCAAGUGAAGCAGUUCUCUCCAGUGGUACAUUUAUUGGGGGAUUAUGCGGUUGGGGGGGGGGACCAUGAUAUGAAGGUUGUGUAUUCCUGUUGCCUUUU
Molecule: messenger RNA, 2188 nt
Organism: Scatophagus argus
Lineage: Eukaryota; Metazoa; Chordata; Actinopteri; Scatophagidae
Product: transcription termination factor 2, mitochondrial-like
Exons: 2
Coding region: 213-1439 (408 amino acids)
Biological process (GO): regulation of DNA-templated transcription; termination of mitochondrial transcription
Cellular component (GO): mitochondrial matrix
Molecular function (GO): double-stranded DNA binding
Source: RefSeq, a predicted model, not a curated record